This is a messenger RNA of Lycium ferocissimum, 1669 nucleotides long. RefSeq names its product acylsugar acyltransferase 3-like. Bases 119 to 1378 code for a protein of 419 amino acids. The transcript is spliced from 2 exons. Lineage: Eukaryota; Viridiplantae; Streptophyta; Magnoliopsida; Solanales; Solanaceae. The record is from RefSeq and is a predicted model, not a curated record.
AGAUGUUUCGGUCGAUUAAAACCCAUUUCAAUCAAUUUAUUUGGUAAAAAUUCCAAGUGUCACGGGGUGGAAUUUUAUCAAGGCAAAGGCGAAGAAGGACCUGACCUGUGCUCACAAAAUGGUGUUAUCGACGAUUCUUUCCAAAAAGACGAUCAAGCCCUCCUCUGCCACCCCUGCUUCACUUCGACGUCACAAUCUCUCUUUCAGUGAUCACAUGGCUACUCCUGCAUAUGCUCCAAUGGCCGUCUUAUACUCUAAACCAUCGGAAAAUAAUGUAAGCCAGAUUCUUGAAAACUCGCUUUCAAAAGUAUUAGUCUUUUAUUAUCCCCUUGCUGGAAAAUUAAUCAUGGAUGAUAAAUGUUCCUAUGUCGAAUGCAAUGACAUAGGUGCUGAGUUUUUAAACGUCCGAGUCAGUUGUCCAAUGUCUGAAAUUCUCAACCAUGCUACUGAUAUAGUGUACCCCCAUGAUUUGCCUUGGAGGACUCUUAGUUCCUUCAAUGAAAGAAGUCUACUAGUGGUCCAAUUAAGUCAUUUCGAUUGUGGUGGAAUAUCAAUCAGUGUAUGCAUAUCACAUAAGAUUGUUGAUGCAUAUAGUAUCUCUAUGUUCCUUAAUGAUUGGGCUGCUAUAACUCGAGAGUCGGAUUUCAAACCAUCUCCUCAGUUUGAUGCAAAUUCUUUCUUCCCACUAAUGGAUGAUCCUCCGAUAUACGUUGUACCAGAUUUUUUACGUGGUCAACAUCAACCAUGUGUGUCAAGAAUGUACCAUUUCUCAUCCUCUAGUUUAGGCAGACUCAAAGAUACAGUUUCAACGAACUCAGAAGUGCAGAAUCCAACUCGAUUUGAAGUUGCCAUAGCUCUUAUUCAUAAAUGUGGAAGGGAAGCAUCAAAGGCGAAUAAUUCCGGUUUGUUUAAACCAUCUUUAUCGUGCCAUCUAAUGAAUUUACGCCCACCAUUGCCCCUAAACACCAUUGGAAAUGGUGUACAUUUCUUUAACACAAUAGCAGUGACAGAAGAUGAGAUACAAGUGCCCCACUUCGUUGCUCAGAUACGCAAGGCUAAACAACAUCUUCGAGAUCAGCUAGCCUCACGUUCACUUAUGGAAAUCAAAUUAGAGCCAGAGGGUGCAAACAUAAUGGAACGUGAAUAUGAUUUUUAUCUGUGUGCUAGCUUGUGCCGUUUAGGGUUAUAUAAGGCUGAUUUUGGAUGGGGUAGCCCUACAAGGGUGACCCCACCAAAAAAUCCAAUGAAGAACAACUUAACUUUCUUGGAUGACCCAAAUGGAGAUGGGAUAAAUGCACUAGUCACUUUGACAGAAGCUGAUAUGUCAAUAUUUCAGAGUAACAAAGAGCUCCUAGAGUUUGCUGUUCCUCUUGUUUAAAGGCCAUCUUGCCAAACUAGCCAUUAUGUGUGAUCUUCCUAUCCUAACUAUUGUUCUUUUUUUUUUUUUUUUUUUUUUUUUUUCGAUUAAUCAGUUGCAUGUAUAUAUCAACGUUUACAUGGCUUACUGUUUUGCUUUUGCUUGAAUGAAGCAAUAACAUUGGACCUUCUAACUUAGAACAAAUGGGAAAGAAGUCAUGUACCAUGUUUCAUGGUUGGGUAAAAAACAAUUUUCCAUUUGAUAAGUGAUUUUUGCGCUCUACAUCUUGCAACUUAUCCAAUUUUAGCCAUA